AUGGCUUCUUUUCUUGACCUUGAAGAAGAAGAUUGGGAGCUCCAGGCAGAAGCUAACAAGCGGUCAAAGAAUCUGUUUGGGCCCAGGCCGAACGAGCCUCAGAUGCAACUCUAUCGCCUAUCUUGGACCGCAUCUGCUCCACCUACGGAAGAGAUUUCAUUCGGACAAAACAUGGUGGUGCACGGUACAUCACAACUGAAAAGUCUCAAAGCAGAAUCGAAUGACUUCUUCCAAGUAUUCAUCAUCCGUCAAGAGCGUUCGUGGACAUCUCUCGACAUUUCCAGAGAGCUCCUCCAAGACUUCAUUGAUAUCUUUGCUGUGUUCCCCCCGUUUUGGAGAUGCAUAUUCACGUUUGGCAAGAAGUCAAAUGAGGACGAGUGCGACUUUCCUGGAUUCAAAUCACGCGGCCCUAUACGCAUGAUAAUGGAUCAGCCGACCAUUGAGUCAGCGUAUGUGGUCAGGCGCGCCGAACUCAACCACCGUGACGCGAGCGAGGGACAGAGUCCUUGGUCUAUCCGUCAAACUGCAGUCUAUCAUCGUCUCUGCAGUCGGAAAGAUGCUUCACACGAUACCCUUUGCGCCUCUGCUUUCCCAAGUCUCAAGUCCACUGUGCUCUUGGUCUCACCGUCCAAAGCUGUAGAGAAGAAGAUUAGCCGGCUGUUCAAGCUCGCACUCACGCAAGAAGAAGGAGCCAAUCCAUGCAUUGUGCACAGUCUCAUUGUUGCUGACAGCGUGAAAGGCUGGAUGGGGUACAUUUCUUGGCUUGAAAAACAUGUCAAAGAAGUCUCUGUCCGGAUCACGUUCGCCGAUCUUGAACCGCCGCAGGGAGAUGGAAGUGACGAGGGUUUCACCUUUGACGUCGACGAUCGACAGGCCCUCAAAGUCUCCGAGGACUCGAUCAUCGAUCUUCAAAUCAUCCUAUCCACCCUGCGUAGUACCGUUGAGGGGAUCCGCCAUUACUGCCAGAAGUGUUGUACAUUGGCUCAUCAUAUAGACGAGUGUAGCUGCGUCGCCGCACUUCAAGAGUUGGACGCUUACAUCGAAGAGGUGAACCUUUGCAUUGACAGAGCAGCCACUUUGAAAGAAAGAGUGAUCUCUACGGGGCAACUCCUCUCCGACCUACUACGCUACGAAGAUCAGAAGGCUCUGAAGGACCUCAAUAAGCAAUCUCAAGAGGAAAACAGAAUGAUGCGAUCAUUAGCAGAAAAAAGCACGAAAGAUGCGGAAGCGGUCAAGGUGCUAACAAUCAUCGGGUUGGUGUACUUGCCAACCACGUUCGUCGCGGUGAGCCAGGAAACCCUUUCGAGUUUCCUUUCUGCUGACUUCAAGGUGAAGAACUUUUUCUCCACUGAAUUUGUUCAAAAAGACGAAAGCGGAAACAUGAGCGUGACCGGCGAUACCUGGCUUCUCGCAGCCAUUUCCCUGCCUCUGACCAUUCUCACAAUCUCCACAUGGUGGCUGUGCGUAAGAUACAAAGUCUCGCAGGCCUCGCUGAAGUCAUUGACGGGCCUGCUUGAAGGAUGCAAGGGUGGGUGGGCGCUACGGUGGCGGCGUAAAAACCAACCACGUGUGGGUGAUACCGAGAACCCAGAUGUCCAACCGAGCAGACCCGGUAUCCUUUCCACCAGGACAUGGUCGACUGGAAAGCUCACACUCAAGGACGGCUGA
Messenger RNA from Diplodia corticola, 1668 nucleotides. Its product is annotated as cmgc cdk protein kinase. The record is from RefSeq and is a predicted model, not a curated record. The transcript has 6 exons. The coding region runs from base 1 to 1668 and encodes 555 amino acids. NCBI's taxonomy places the organism in Eukaryota, Fungi, Ascomycota, Dothideomycetes, Botryosphaeriales, Botryosphaeriaceae.